Molecule: messenger RNA, 1523 nt
Organism: Blastomyces gilchristii SLH14081
Lineage: Eukaryota; Fungi; Ascomycota; Eurotiomycetes; Onygenales; Ajellomycetaceae
Product: HCO3, variant 2
Exons: 6
Coding region: 126-986 (286 amino acids)
Biological process (GO): monoatomic anion transport; monoatomic ion homeostasis; transmembrane transport
Cellular component (GO): plasma membrane
Molecular function (GO): solute:inorganic anion antiporter activity
Source: RefSeq, a predicted model, not a curated record
AAAUGUAUGGCUAACAAAAUGCAACCAGCCUCCUCCCUGCUCUAGCCUACACCUUAGACAUGUACCAUUGAACCGGUGAAUUCUUUGGUGUCAACGAGGCUUUGUUCUCAUCCGCUCUGGCCGCCAUGUUGUUCAGCAUCUUGGGUGCUCAGCCCCUUACUAUCGGCGGCAUUACUGGCCUGAUUUCACUCUUCAACGAUACCAUAUACCACAUCAUUGCCCGGUACGAUGUCUCCAUUUACCCACAGUUCAUCUGCUGGACUGCUAUCUGGGCCCCUAUCUUCCAUUGGCUCACGGCGAUUUGGAAUACGUGCGAUUAUAUGCGCUACGUAACCGUAUUCUCUAUCAAGGGCGUGGAAGAACUUGUCAGCGAGUUUUCUUCUCGAGGCAGCAUUGAUGGAUACCUCAAUUGCACAUUCGCCAUUCUAUACUUCGCCACCAUCUAUGUGCUGGAGAAAUUAGGAUCGAACACAAUUUUCAAACCUUCCUUCAGGCGCUUUUUGGACAACUACGCUUACUCGAAAGCCAAAAUCUUUUGGGUUAGCUUUGCGCAUAUCCCAGGACAUUUGAGAGAGGCAAAUAUAGGCAAAGUACCCAUUACAAAGGCCUUUCAUCCUACCCAACCUCGUAGCAGGUUGAUAGACUUCUGGGAACUGGACGUCAAAUGGAUCUUUGUCGCUAUCCCCUUCAGGUUUUUAACAAUGUUUCUCUUUUACUUCGAUUAUGCACCUUUACGUGCUACAGAACAUCAGCAGCUUGACCUCCCAAUCUCGGCAGUUCCUGUUGAAAAACUCAGGAGGCUUCCACUGGGAUUUCUUUCUCCUUGGCUGCACAACCUUUGUUGCCGGUAUCUUAGGUCUUUCAAUGCCCAACGGGCUCGUUCCUCAGGCACCGCUACAUACGGAUUCCCUGACUAUUUACGAAACGGACAUGGUCAAAAUAUCCACCUGAGGGCGAGGGCGCAGAAGUCAGGAGACCCAUCGUGAAAGCUACUGCAGUGGUCGAGCAGCGGGUUUCUCACUUCUUCACGGGCCUGGCAUUGAUCGGAACCAUGACUGGACCUUUACUUGUCGUCUUGCAUAGUAUGCCCGCGGCGGCUUUUGCUGGGGUCUUCUUUGUCGUUGGUUGGGAUCUAUCGAAUCCAAUGGAAUUGUAGAAAAGCUGGUUUUCCUUUUCAAGGAAAAUAGGUUCAUCCAGCGUGACGAGCGGAUGCUCACUUUUAGGAGAUGGAAAAUAGCGUUGUAUAUUGGGCUUCAGCUUUUCGGUGUGCUAUUCUGCGUUGCCGUUUCACAGACCAUCGCGGCCAUCGAUUUUCCCGUCCUCAUAUGCCUUAUAAUACCCAUGCAUGCCGCGCUGAUGCCCAAAUGGUUCGCCCUGAAGGAACUGGAGGUGAUGGAUGACCUCACAGCAAACAACAAGGUUUGCCUGGCCAGCCUAGGUGGUGCGCCCAUAGUUAUAAUUAUAGCUCGGAAAGUUGCACAAUUAAGUCUCUACAACAAUGAUAACCCAAAUGUUUGCCAUAA